This is a messenger RNA of Monomorium pharaonis (pharaoh ant), 7788 nucleotides long. RefSeq names its product dystroglycan. The record is from RefSeq and is a predicted model, not a curated record. Gene Ontology annotation, cellular component: dystroglycan complex; dystrophin-associated glycoprotein complex; sarcolemma. Gene Ontology annotation, molecular function: laminin binding; calcium ion binding. Lineage: Eukaryota; Metazoa; Arthropoda; Insecta; Hymenoptera; Formicidae. Bases 1 to 3882 code for a protein of 1293 amino acids. The transcript is spliced from 14 exons. Gene Ontology annotation, biological process: morphogenesis of an epithelium; nerve development; axon guidance.
AUGAAGCAUCCUCACAUCCUCGCGUGCGUCCUGCUCCUGCUGUCUCUGGCGUGGGGCCUCAGCCUUCAGGAGGACGACCUGGUCUUCGACGAUGUCGGCGAGGACAACGACAGUGACAACGCGCCUGCCGGGCCCGUCCUGAUAAAUCAUCACGCGUCUCGCGGUCGGUCCGAGCAGCACGGAUCGCCGUCCCGCGAUGGCAGGAGGCACGCCACUCGGGUCGAGAGGGCGUGGGGCGUCCAGGACGCUGUCGUUCCCGUCGGCCACGUCUUCAGAAUGAAAAUACCUCGUCAGGCUUUUUCGGGAAGCGUGGAUUUUUACGAGGUACGCGAGACCGCAGAUCGCGACCGUUUCCCGCGAUGGAUGCACUGGGACGACGCUGCCUCCACUCUCCUGGGCGUGCCGUCGAGGAAGGACUUGGGCAAUUAUCACCUGACCGUCAUAGCUGUCGGCAAGGAUCGCGACACCGCCAAGGAUCAAUUCGUCGUGCAAGUUGUAACCGAGAAGGUGGACGAACUCAAGCACAGGGACGGCAAGACGCAUUGCGACGACGGAGAGGACCAGACGAUCCUAACGAUUCUGAUGGACGCACGGAUGGACCAGCUGUCGCCUACCAUCAGAGUGAACGCCAUUGAAAACCUCGCGGGAUUUUUGGGAAUGCACACGAGUGCAUUCUCAAUGCAUUCUCAAAGCAUUAAGGACGCCACCGCGCUGGAUUCCUCCAUAAUUUUUACCGGACCGGGAAACAUUAGGCAUCACAACAAAGAGAGCCAUUUGACUACUAUCCAGUGGCAGGUUGGCUGCGACGGUCACUUAUGGAAGCAUCAAACAGAGUUGGUGAAACAAUUACGCGAGCAGGCGAAGGAUGGUACUCUAGCGGAAGUUCUGCAGCUUCCCGUGUUGUCGUGGCGCGUCAGGACGGACAUGAACCCUUUUCUGAGAAACAGACGAGAAGCCGGUUCCGGCGACUACGGCGAUGCGGACGAUUACGAGGGUUAUGAUGAUGAUUACGAUUACAACGAGGAGGAUGAUAAUGAGGAGGACUCCCGAGUACCACCGACUUAUAUGCCGGAUUUGAAACAUCCACACAGACACCAUCACGGCGAGGAGACGAUCGAUUGGAAGAGCGAAGACAUUGACGAACAAGAGAUAAUACCGAGAAUGAGUCAAAGUGAAGUGGAAAAUAAAACUACCACCACGACAAGAACCACUGAACCUACCACAUCAUCACCAACAACUACAACAACAACCACCUCCACCACUACGUCGACAACUACAACUACAAUCCAAGCCGCGCCAACGACCGUAACUUCUCCUAGUAGCACCACAACGACCGUCACAUCAGCUGAUAUAACAACAACAGCUAGUAUUUCCACUGCUGUAGCUCCAUCGACAGAGUCUCCACGAUCGGAGACCACGGACGAGGAGUCGUCGACGGAGAGAACGAGACCUGUGGAACCCAUUGAACCUGUUACCGUUUUACCAACUAUUCCUUUGGAUAUCACCACGACUCCUCUUCCUGUAACCACUCUGCCGCCUUUUAGUACAUCGGCUACCCAGACUAUUGUCUCCGACAAAGUCGAGACGGAGAUCGGCAUCGGUAUUACUAAUUUCACGAUGGAAGAGGAACAAACUACGACUUCCAUGAAAGAAUCGACUACUGUACCAACAUCGAUUAUCGUCACGGAUAUUAAUACCACCACUCCUUCAUCUGUGGUCGUAACAAAUGUUAGCGCGUCUACUAUCGUGCCUGUAGUCGUAGCGAAUGAUACAGCUACGACUACAACAACGAUGCUGUCAACGUCGGAUCUUCGCACAACGACGUCGAGCACGACACCGUCCACUACCAGCGCGACCACAACCACGACCACGACUACGACUACUACCACUACUACUACCGCGGCACCUACAACCACUAAGACAACGACGACAGUUCGGACUACGGAAAGCAUCGAGUACGGCCAAGCUAACUUCCCACCGAGACGUGAUAAGAGAUUAAAGAAGAUACCGGUGACCGCUGGCAAGCCGUUGAGUUAUGUUAUACCGGCUGACACCUUUAUCGAUCUCGAAGAUGGUGAUACGAGGAACUUGAAAUUAAGCUUAUACUUAUGGCAAGGCGCACCUAUCAAGACAACUCAUUGGCUACAGUUCAACCAACGCACCCAGGAAGUCUAUGGACUGCCUCUUGAAAAUGACAUAUCUACUUGGAAUUACGAACUGAUUGCUACGGAUAGAAACGGUGCCAACGUCACUGAUAGUCUCGAUAUUCACGUCCAGCAGCACAAGUUGAGUCGUAGUGUCAAUCAUGAAUUCAGCAUUAAUCUGAUCCUCGACAAACGAAACGAAUUUCCAACAGACGUUGACUGGGAACUUAAGGUGAUUCGAAGCUUGGCUGAACUUUACGGAGACAGUGAUACCCAACAUAUCACGGUUCGUUCCGUCAUUAUCGACAACGAACGUGACCAAGCCAUUUUUACAUGGACUAACGACAGUCUUCCAAGAAGUAGUGAAUGUCCAAGAGAAUAUAUAAAUAAAUUAUGGCGCGUACUCAUCGAUAGCAAUGGUGACAGAGAUCCGUCGUCUGCUCUAAGAGCAGUUCUAGCGCCAGAAAUAAGGGUAAAGCGUGUCGAUUAUCAAGGUAUCGGGCAAUGCGAGGAUACGAGUCGUCCCGAGAUAUCGCCAGUCUCUACCGAAGAACCAAAAGUUAAUUUCCCGCCGGUACCGAGGAAUCAAGUCGAUCAUGUUAAUGCGACAGUCGGCCAGUUGCUUGUAUUUAAAGUGCCAGAAGAUACAUUCUUUGAUGCCGAGGAUGGAUCGUCGCGUAACAUGAAGAUGUCACUUCUUACCAUUGAUCGAAAACCCAUUUCACUUUAUGACUGGCUGCAAUUUGAUAGCAAGAAUCAAGAAUUUUACGGCGUGCCAAUGAGCACUGACAUUGGUCGCAAGGAAUAUCAAUUGGUUGUCACUGAUAAAGAAGGUGCAAGUGCUACAGAUGGGUUGGUCGUUGUCGUUCAUGCGGCACCUCCCAUGGCGCACACGGUGGAAUUCUCGAUGACGCUGGAUAUUCCCUAUAAUUCUUUCGCGUAUUCGGCGCUUCAGAAGCGUAAUUUUAUCGAGAAACUGUGCGAACUCUAUGGAGACAGAGACACAAGUGCUGUUUUGCUACACAAUAUCUCGAACGGCAGUACCGUCAUUACGUGGCACAACAAAACUCUACCUACGUCAUAUUGCGCUCACGAGGAGGUCAAUAGACUGCGAUCCGUGCUCGUAAAGAGCGAUAACGACCGUCGGUCCGUGACGGACGAGGUGUUGGAUGUGAUGGGUCUGAAAUUUCCGGUAAAGCAGAUCACAGUGAUCCCGAUGGGGAUUUGCCUUGGUGAAUUAACAGGCAUUCAUUCGCCAGACAGCCAUGUGCCGCCAGUGGACGAUUCGACGUCCGUUGGAGCGUUCCACGACGAUUACCUUCUUACUUUCGUUUUGCCGGCGGUCAUUAUCGCCGCUAUGCUAAUCUUGGCGGGAAUAAUCGCAUGCGUGCUGCACAAGCGAAGACGUAGCGGGAAAAUGAGUGUCAGCGAGCAAGAUGACGAGCGACAGAGUUUCCGGAGCAAGGGAAUUCCCGUAAUUUUUCAGGACGAGCUGGACGAGAAACCGGAUCCCGGCAAUAAGUCACCCGUCAUUCUAAAGGAGGAAAAGCCACCUCUACCACCGCCCGAGUAUCAGAAAGCUGAGGACGGCGCUGACAUGCCGAUGCUGCCGAAGGAAAACUCCGAAGAACCGUACCAACCGCCGCCGCCGUUCGCCACGAAUCGCGACACCAAUCGGCAAAAUCGUCCUAAACCCACUCCGACGUACAGGAAACCGCCCCCCUAUGUGCCUCCCUAACAAAAUACGGUGCACUCGCCUACGCGUAAAUAUAUGCUAGCAAUGCUCGGAGACUCACCGAUACACAAGCAAAACCAAAUUAAUUAUAAAAAGCAAUCUCGAAUUGGCGACGAUGACGAUCGUGGGACUCUGAACGUUUAUAGCGACGUUUGAACGAAGGCCCUUUUCCAUUCACCCGGUAUGAGACAAUAUACUGCUUUGGAAGGCGUGAAUGGAAGAUUCUUCCGAGAACAUUCUCCGAAUUCGCGCGCGUUUUUACUUAUUUUAUAUAUGUAUCGAUAACGGCACAUCUCACCAUCGAUUUAACGAAAAGAAAAAUAAAGAAAAAAAAUAUCCUUGGUCGAUGUUCGGUCGACGUAACACUCUCUUUCUCAAUCAUCUAUAUUUCACGCGAAAGAAAAAUGAAAGGAAAGAUUUUUUAGGAAGUAUGGGAAUACAAAUCACGUGUUGCCUUUCGUAAAGAAUUAGGGAAGGAAGGAUCCACUGCUCCGAACUCGAUAUGCGAAUUUAGUUUAGAUCGUUGUAGAACCGAGACAGGGGAUAGGGAAUAAACGUACUUUAUUCAACUCUGUAGCAUUCGAGACAGCAACGAUAUUCAUAAAUAUUUCAAUAAUCAGUGCCAUUUAUUAAGCAAUAAGGGUAUUCGACUGUGAAUAACAGCGCGUAUAAUUAAUACGGUUCUACGGAUUUUAUCGCAAUUACUGUUUACAGAGAGUCUCCAGGUAUCAAGAACGAAGGACUUAACGAAAAUGCAUUAUAUUACGCACUUACAACGUAUAACACUGCCAGAACGACAAAUGAAUGUCGCCAAACGAGAAAGUUUCGAGAUAUAUAUAUAUGUAUAUGCAUAUAUAUAUAUGUAUAAAAUUAUAUAUUUCAUUUUUUGUUUUCUCAACCCUCCAUUUAGGAUAAUUCGUGGCGAGACAAGUAAAACGAAAUUAAACGUCACUCUUGUGAAACUAGCUCGCUUGGCGAUUGCUAUUAGUUAAGGAGAAAAUAUCAGAGAAUUAAAACGUUUUUUGAGACAUUUAAAGGAAUGAUUACGAUACAGCAAAUGCUUCCAUUGGCACAGUAGAGGCCAUGCAGAUAACUUACCUAAGAUAAGGAAAUUAAUGAUAGGUAAUAUAUACAAAUAUAAAUAUAUAUAAAUAUGUAUAUUAAUACCUAUUUGCCGUUCGAUAGACGUCAAUCUGCAGUUAUUGAACAGUGUAAUUUAAAUACUGCCAGACCAAUCAAGUUGUUAGCAUUUACUUUUUUGCUACGAAGGAGACCCACUGUUUUGUUUCACGCACAAUCUAAUGCUUUUGCAAUUUUUAUGACUUAACAGCCGCAAUAAUAUCUUUUUUUUUUAUAUCUCGGACCCGCGAAUUAUUCACGAAUGCGUACGAGAGAGUUGGCGUUAAAAGGCUUAACUCAGAAUGAAAAUAAAAAAAAACACUGAUACGCACAUUACACAGCGACGGGACUAUUUAAUUUAGAUUUUUACAUAGUUACCAAGCCAAAAAAUAAUUAAAAGGAGAGAAAGGUAAUAAGGACGUAUAUUUGUAAAAUUGCGAAAAAAAAAACUAAGAAACGUGGCUCGCACUCUUUAGGGCGCAUUUUUUUACAAUGAUUUUUGUAAUUUUUUUACCAUGCCGUGUUGCAAAACGCGCUACGCGCAUACACACACACGCGCGCGCGCACACACAUACUUAUACAUAUGUGCAUGUACUAUCUCAUCGUUUAACGCGGCGAAAGAGUGCGGGAUAGUAUAGUAUGAGAUACUUACUCACCCGUUUCUUCGAUACCUCGAUAGUUUCCUGAUAUUUUUGAAAAGGAAAUACGAGAAACGAGUAAAAAAAAAAAGAAAUUUCAUAUGCGUCCCGAACUUUCAAGGGCUCCACUCGCCGUCCAUCGUCGGGACGCCGUGCGGAGCGACAAACUCGCGGGCGCGCCUAUGAACUGGUGUGAAUGCUGACGAUUAAUACGUAUGUAAGAUAAUAACGAGAAUGUUUCAUAUGUGCAAGCUACAAGAAUCACUAUAUAAUAUUACGACUAAUUAAUUCGUGUCUUUGUAUAACGUAGAGGAUUUAAGUGCAUGGCAAGGAAAGCCAUACAUGAUACGCGACUCGCGCGGAGACUCUUGACUUUUCUUCGCGCGCGGACGUAAUAAAAACUGUCCAUAUUUUUAUUUCUAUAAUCCCGAAGAAGCGCGCCUUUUCGUUUGUAUAAUUAAACGCGCGAUCUCAACUGUCUUCGCGCUUGCGAAAAACGAGAGGGAUCAUCGGCCGCGGUCGCGUGUCAAAGAGACUUUCCUCCCUUUUCAUCGCUGGCGUCUUGUUUAUCGCAGAAAUUCUAUGAAAGAGAUACGAGAAAAUUGCGAUUGUCGCCCGUACGCGAUUGCUUUCAUAUCGUGAAUCAAUAUAUGUAAGUAUGUUUUCUUAUUAUUUUUAUAAUGUAUGUACGAAUAAAAAGAUCUUCUGUGUUAUAUAAAUUUAACGCUAAGACUUGAGAAUGCAACGCAAUCCACGCUGUCGCGCGAGGUGGGAUUAUCAUUACGAUUGUGAUGUUCCUUUGUGCGUGAUCCUCGUUGGGAAAAUAAAUAGCAAAUCUCGGGGACGCGCGGAGAGAUAUAUUAAAAUCUCGACGUCCGCACAUCAAUCUUUGCUAAAUCAAAAUUUCCAUUCGUUACGGACUACGCUGGAGAGUCCUAUUGUUUCAGGCGAGAUCGUCACAAAGUAAUACUGCUGACGAUGGAAACGUAAGCAGAGUACAGGCUCCGAGAGUCGAUGAACUCCCGGUAAACCAAGGGUUUGCGAUGCGUCACAAACGGAAGCGGCAUUCGUAUUCCGUUUGUGAUCUGCGGUAAACAAGCACAAGUCCAUAUCACGCUUCUAAUCAUAUCAUCGCUCUGUCAUUGCGUACCCCCUAAGCGCUGCAACUUGCGUUACUGUGAAAAUGAUGGUAAUGUAUAAAUAGGCAUGUACGAUAUUUAUAAGACAACGUGAGGGAGCUCUCCGAGGGGAGAGGAGGAGAAAGGAAUAAAACUUCGUAAAUAGCAUACUCGCUUGCGGCGACUCUUCUGGCCUGUGUGAGAAUGAAACGAAAAUAUUUUAUAACUGUGUGUAUAAAAAGGAGGUGGGAACGAGGAAUUGCGUAACGCUAAUUGCGACUGUGACUUUCGGCCGCUUUCUGAGAGAAAAUCGGGCUAAUAUGGGACGGGGAAAAAGUUCCAUUACGGAGGGAGAAAAAAAAACGAGCUAUCUCGCAUCGCUUAUAUGAACAUGUUGUAUACAUAGCUACAUGCAUAUACGCACAUUUAUGUUAUUUUCUUUCGAUUUACGCUUUAAAUCGUAUGCAAUUUAAUUUUCUUGUGUCAAGAGAAAGAGAGACAAAUAAUAUGUGAAGGUGAAUAUUUUAAAGCGUUACUCGAAAUAAAAUAACGUAAUUGUAUUAUUCUAUACAUAAUAUACAUCUAAAAAUAUCAUAUUGACGGGAAUUUUUGAAUUAUUUUUAUUUGAUGUGAAAACUUUGAUAUAUAUACAUAUGUUAAAAGAACAUUUGCGUUGAUAUAUUCGCGAAAUGCGAGGCCAGAACAUCUUUCGUACGAAACGUGCUCCUCCGUUGGAUGACAAAGCCAUCGAUAUUUACUUCCUAAGUUUCUCGCUAAGUGACAUAUCUCGUGGGAGAACAAACGGAAGGAUUAAAAUUCACGAAAAUACAGCAUAUCCUACCGAGCCCGCAACCCGAGACGGAUCGUACGCGAUCAUCUUGGGAUCAUGUAAUGAUAGGGCUUGUCGGAUAAUAAAUGGAAAAAGAAUUAUAUCGAAUUAAUGAUAUACAUACACAGAUAUCUCUCUGAGACUAUAGUAUACUGACAAAGAAACACUUGUAAAGUUAAGAAGUUAAUAAAACCAUUUUAGGGUA